Molecule: messenger RNA, 1756 nt
Organism: Gadus morhua (Atlantic cod)
Lineage: Eukaryota; Metazoa; Chordata; Actinopteri; Gadiformes; Gadidae
Gene: nuf2
Product: UF2 component of NDC80 kinetochore complex
Exons: 13
Coding region: 129-1493 (454 amino acids)
Biological process (GO): attachment of mitotic spindle microtubules to kinetochore; mitotic spindle organization; kinetochore organization
Cellular component (GO): kinetochore; Ndc80 complex
Molecular function (GO): protein-containing complex binding
Source: RefSeq, a predicted model, not a curated record
CAACACGGAAGUCCUUUUUUAGGCGCCAAUUUUGUUGUCGUUCAAAAUACUCUGCCCGGGUGUCGCCGUCUGACUCGUAGAUUCACUCAUCUACAGUGGAAUUAGUGGAUGCUUUUUGAAACGCCGACAUGAGUGAAAACACAUUCCCCAUUUACAAGGUCGAUGCCAUCGUCUUAUUUUUCCGGACCGAGGUGCUCACGGCGCAGGAGGCGAAGCACUUCACCAAGGCGGACCUGCUGCCCUCUCCCAAGCCCGAGGUGGUCCAGAGGUUGUACAUGAGGAUACUGCAAGUGUUGUACCGCUUCAGGCCCGAGUGUCACAACAUGGUUCCGCUGAUGGAGAAUAUCCAGAAUCCGGCCUAUCAUGAGGUGACCACAUCGAUCAUGAGGAUCUACCUGCUCAUGCGUCAGGUCGUGGCCAUGUGCUUCGUCAAAGAGUUCUCUCUGAAUGACCUGCUGGCACCAAAGGCCAAGAAGACCAUGUCGAUCCUCAGUGGGAUCAUGAACUUCAUCUACUUCAGGAAGAUGAGGAUGCAGAUAUCCCAGGAGCACGUGGCCAGAUUUAGAGUCGACAUGGAUAGGUUGCAGACUUGUACCCGAGGCAUAAAAGAGGCGGAGAAGAAGAUCGAAAUUCUAACCACCAUCCCCCCGGAGAUGCAGGCAGAGGACAGGGAGCUGUCGGCCGCCCUCUCGGCGCUCCAGGCCACCAGCACCCAGGAGUACCAGGAAGCGAACGUGCUGAACGAAACCGUCGCAGAGUGGAAAACCAAGAUAGCCGAGCAGACUCAGAAAGUGGCCCACACCAAGGUGGAGGUCAGCACCCUGAAGGAGGAAAUCAUCCGGCUGCGCUCUGGGGUCUUGGAGUCGCCUGAGGAUCUGAAGAACCUCAUGGAGAAGAUGAGGGAUAACCUGCGCGUCAUCAAGACCUCCAUCAAGGCGGCUGAUGUGCGGCUGGUGGAGCUCCAGAACACGGUGCAGGGCCUGGACCAGAGCGGGGGGGAGAUCCAGACGAUGUACGGCCUGCUGCAGGACCUGCAGAGCGCGCUGGGCGUCAGCAAGCAGCUCAACGAGGAGCUGCAGGAGCUGCUUGCGCAGAACGAGAAGCUGAAGAAGCAGCUGAAGAACCUGAGCACGGAGGAGGUGCAGAUGAAGAGGGCCGAGGGCAUGAAGAUGGACAAGGCCUCCAAGCGCUACAUCCGCCGGCAGAAGGACAAGGAGAGCAAGCACCUCCAUGUUCAGGACGUCCUGGGGCAAUGCGACCAGGUGCAGCAGAAGCGUGAGGAGAAGGCGGAGCAGAUCGAAGAGAUCACACGAGACACCAUGCGGCUCCGGGCCAAGAUGCAGAACCUGAGGGACGUCUGCGGCCAGACCACGGCCAAGGCACAGGAGCUGUUCGACAUGAUCCAGGCCUCCCUGCGCAACCUCCACAAGGGGAUAGAGAAGCGCUUUGCGGAGGUCAACGUGGAGCCGGAGAACGUGGCGGCGAUCUUCUAGACCUCUGCCUGUUGUUUGGUGAUGAUCUCCUCUCUCCCCCCCCCCACACACCGACAACGCCUUCACCACACCCUCUCUGCUUGGCCUUGUGAAUAUUUAUAUGUUUGUGGAACGUUGUUACUCUGCGUUUCUUUGUCCAACUUUCUGUAUUGGACUUCUAUGUUGCAUGUUCUAUGUAGUGUUUACUAAUAUUAUCAUCAGCACAGUUUCGGUUCUCUGAUGUAUGUUUGAUGUUGUGAAAUAAAUGUAUGUACUUGAUGUAA